Molecule: messenger RNA, 501 nt
Organism: Dissoconium aciculare CBS 342.82
Lineage: Eukaryota; Fungi; Ascomycota; Dothideomycetes; Mycosphaerellales; Dissoconiaceae
Exons: 1
Coding region: 192-446 (84 amino acids)
Source: RefSeq, a predicted model, not a curated record
AUCCCUUUCUUUCAUGCCUGAAAGAGGCUUUUGUGCAAGCCCUCGGGAUUUGUUUCCCAGUUCGGAUGAGAUCGGCAUUUCCCCGCUGUCGCUCCCGUGGACGGUCGCCUCUGGGUGCUGCCAGCCGCAGGUGAAGUGUUCGUAGCAGAGUUUCGGUUGAGUCCGGCGCUGCCCUCUUUCGACCUCACCUCAUGAGAGCAUACCUAGGUAGGAGCUGUGUUCCGACAUUCUUUCUAGGCAAUCAGAUUUGCUUGCCUAAGUUGUACAUCUGGGAAUCAAGUAAUGUGCUUCGGUGUCCGCUUCGUCGAUUCGUCUCAAUAAUUCCGCCGACUGGUGGUGACCAAUCACAAAUCAAUUUUGCCUCCUCGCCAACCGCAUGGCCAUUGGGUUUUCUCACAGGCAUGACCAUGUUUGCAAGAAGUAUUCCAUAUGCAGGCCGAGGGUAGGAUCGUCACAAUCCUGCCACGUGUACUGCAGGUUCGAUCGGCAAGGAGCAAGUGA